CCCCCCCCACCCCCCCGAAAGAUGUCACCACCCAUCCUAGCCAAAUACGAGGAUUUCGUCCUCCACAAUGCGCCGCAGAUCAGCGGCUUGGAGAGCGGGUUGCGGUCGCUUACUUAUUUGCUUCCAGGACGCUUCGAGAACUCUGACAUGGCUUCGGAAGCAAUCUUCACCUUCGUAAACCUAAUGUCCCUCUACCACGACACAAUCCUCUCCACCGCGGCCCUGCGGCAACAACCCGAAACUCCCGCGACGAAAUUCAACCGAUACACGCGCUAUAUGCUGCGUAGUGGAAGCACGUAUAAGCGCGUGGCGUAUACGUUGACCAUUGUGCAGAUGUGUGAGGUGUUGAUGGAGAUGGGUGCCAGGAGGGUUGGGGGGAGAAGGGGGAGGGAGAGGGUUGUGGUGGGGGUUGAGAUUGCUAAAGUAAUAUGCCGCACAAUUCUCCUUAAACUCUCCCGCAACCGCAUGACCAUGCACGCCACGGUCCCCGAACGCGACUACGACCCGGCGACCGUCGAGCCCCCGCCCACCUCCCCUUCCGAACACCCCGCGACAUGGAAGGGCACGCGGACAGGCAAAGAGCACAUCCGCGUGGACCAUAUCACCAAAUCCGACAAGGGCGGCUAUGACCACGCCGUGCAGUAUUUAUUGUCGAAAGCGCUGACGGAGGCGGCGAUAAGUCCGAUGGAUUUGUUGAGACCGAUUGUUACGGCGAGGAGGAAGGUGUCCGAGUGGAUGUUUGUGUUGAGGCCGCUUGUUUAUGUCCUAGCCCUCCGCCGCUACGGCCCCUCCUCCUACAAACCCUACCUCCUCUCCCUAACCAUGGAAGUCCUCAGCCUAACCGCCUCCCUGUCCCCGAGCACUUUGGGAUUCCGCCGCGACCUGACGAUCCUGGAGCGGGAGCAGUAUAAACGAAGAUAUUGGCUGUUGCUGUAUUAUCUGCUGAGGAACCCGUUUUAUGAGCAGUGGACCAAGGAGAGGAUGGGGGCGUUUAUUGAGGGGGCGAGUAGGAGGCCGCUUAUUUCGCUUCUUGCUGGUAUAUUACGGGACUACCAGCCUCUAUGGGAGAAAUGGCAUUUUUACACAUCCGGCUACUGAAGCCCACUGCGCAUAUCUUGUAUGUACUCCCUCUUGUGUAUACAUGCGCCAUAUAUAUAUCA
Messenger RNA from Fimicolochytrium jonesii, 1160 nucleotides. RefSeq names its product peroxisome membrane protein. Gene Ontology annotation, biological process: peroxisome organization. Lineage: Eukaryota; Fungi; Chytridiomycota; Chytridiomycetes; Spizellomycetales; Powellomycetaceae. Gene Ontology annotation, cellular component: peroxisomal membrane. The transcript is spliced from 6 exons. The coding region runs from base 22 to 1098 and encodes 358 amino acids. The record is from RefSeq and is a predicted model, not a curated record.